AUGUUAUUAAUCGAAAAAGCACUUAUGGAUGGAAAAAAAGUUUUUGUUCCAAAAGUAAUAUCUGCCGAUAUGUAUAUGCUCCCCAUAAAGUCAGCAGAAGAAGUCAAACUUUGGAAGCCUAAUAAGUGGGGAAUUAAAGAACCGGAACAAGUGCUAAAUAAGGAUUUGCCAGACAUAGUUACAAGCCAAGGUGGAUUGGAUUCGUUUAUUGUACCUGGACUAGCCUUCACCCAGAGUGGAGGUCGCCUUGGUCGUGGAGGUGGGUAUUACGACCGAUAUAUUGCAUGGUACAUGAAGCAGUGCCACUUGGGUGUUUUUCGUAAACCUUAUAUAACUGCAUUCGCAUUCUCCGAACAGAUUAUAGACUAUAUUCCUGUAGAACCUCAUGAUUUACAUGUUGACCACUUAUUUGUUGCAUGA
Molecule: messenger RNA, 420 nt
Organism: Trichobilharzia regenti
Lineage: Eukaryota; Metazoa; Platyhelminthes; Trematoda; Strigeidida; Schistosomatidae
Source: the annotation of a GenBank genome assembly